AUGAGACACAGCACUAUCUCUAUCGGAUUCUUUCUACUAUCGAUCUUAUCAACCGUUGCGGCAAUGUUUUCUCCCAUCAGGCUUAACCCAUAUCGUCGGGCUAGUUCUUAUUCGUUUUUCAAGGGGCAGACCGCAGAAGAGGGAACCAGCCACAUCAAUCCAAUCAUUAAAGAAAAACCAAAAGUGAAAAAUAGCGUCCCGAAGCACCCCAAAAACAAGACCAAGAGUCGCCCGCAUGUCGAAAUAGUCCAAUUAGUGGAGUGCAGACAUAGCAAGUCUUCAAAGAAGAAGGGGAAAGGGGAAGCACCAAUUAAAUACAUUAAAUAG
Puccinia triticina is the source of this 327-nucleotide messenger RNA. RefSeq lists its product as uncharacterized. Lineage: Eukaryota; Fungi; Basidiomycota; Pucciniomycetes; Pucciniales; Pucciniaceae. The record is from RefSeq and is a predicted model, not a curated record. The transcript is spliced from 4 exons. The coding region runs from base 1 to 327 and encodes 108 amino acids.